This is a messenger RNA of Closterium sp. NIES-65, 2694 nucleotides long. The record is from the annotation of a GenBank genome assembly. Lineage: Eukaryota; Viridiplantae; Streptophyta; Zygnematophyceae; Desmidiales; Closteriaceae.
AUGUGCUCGAGGGUGCAUUUCCGCAUCCGAGCAUCAUCUGCGGAAUGGAGCAGAUUUUUCUGUGCAGCAGUCUUCCUGCUAUUCGUCAUGGUACCUGGAGAGGGAACACAAGCGUUAGCAGGCGUGGAAGGUAAAGGCGGAGCGGAUAUCGUUGUCGCGAAAGAUGGCAGCGGCGAUUUUACCACAAUUAGUGAAGCACUUAAGGCAGCGUGGUCCGGCAAGAGGGAUCGUUUCACGGUCAUCCUUAUCAGGGCUGGCGUGUACGAGGAGCAGCCAGUGAUGCCGACUUCGCUACACCACGUGGCGCUGGUGGGCGAGAUGGCCGGCAGCGGUGCGAAGGUGACGUCGUCGAGUGCGGCGGGCGACUCAAGUCUGGACGAGUGCGCGACAUUCCAGCUGCUGGCGUCGGACGUGGUCGUCUCCAACAUCAUCUUCGAAAACGCGCACGGACCGGGCAAGCAGGGCGGGGACGAGGACCAAGCCUUGGCAAUCAAGGUGGCCGGCACGCGCGUCGCCUUCUACGGAUGCACGUUUCUCGGGUAUCAGGACACCCUUUACGCGGCGUCUGGCUUGCAAUAUUACAAGGGUUGCAACAUCCACGGGCGCAUGGACUUCGUGUUCGGCAACGCCAAGGCCGUCUUCGAGGACUGCAACUUCCGCCUCGUCUACUGGGGCGGCGCGUACUUCGCGCAAGCACGCGGGAAGGAGCAGAACACGGGUUUCGUAAUCAAGGGUGGCUCUCUCCGGCCGUACGGCAAAGGCCCCAUCAAGCCUGGCUAUCUCGCGCGUUCGUGGGGCGAUUAUUCGACCGUCAUUUUCAUCAACACCUAUUUCGCCGAGGCGUCCGUUCGGGCGGAAGGUUGGAGUUACGUUAGUGGUUAUAAGGACAUGGACACGGUUACAUUCGGCGCAUACGGCUGCUCUGGUCCAGGCUACAAUGCAAGUGCGUGGGAGAUCGGGACGGAAAUGAGUGCGGAGGAGGUGAAGCCGUACUUGAGCAACGACUACAUCAACAAAAUGAACUGGAUCGCGGACCCUGCAGCCGUAACCCGCGGCGUUGCGGGACCUGCGUCUUCAGCCAAGAAAGGCAACAGGAAGAACAAGGAAGUUGCAGGCAAUGUGACACCGGCUCAGACCUCGAGUGGUACCCAGAAGAAGCCUGCGAAGAAACCAGGAGCGGAUUCGGCUGGAAACGCGGACAGUGGCAAGCCAAGCACGAGCGGCGGUGCUGGACCUAGAAGCAGCAACAGCGGAAAGAGCAACAGCAGUGGAAAAGGGAAAGGGGGCCAAACGGGACUAGGUGAGUCUCCUCCUGCUCCCAGUGGCAGCAGCAGCGCUGGGUCCUCUGGAAAGAAGAAGCAACCGGCUGACAUCAGCAGGCCCGUUCCUGCCACACCUGACAGUAAGAAGGGGACAAAGAAGGAGCACCUAACUGAAGUGACAACGUCUCCUGCUGCUCCUGCUUCUGGGAAGAAGGGAAAGAAGGAUCAGCCAGCUGAAUCGACAACGCCUCCUGCUGCUGGAAAGAAGGGAAAGAAGGAUCAGCCUGCUGACACGACAAUGCCUCCUGCUGCUGGGAAGAAGGGAAAGAAGGAUCAGCCUGUUGAAUCGACCACGCCUCCUGCUGCUGGGAAGAAGGGAAAGAAGGAUCAGCCUGUUGAAUCGACCACGCCUCCUGCUGCUGGGAAGAAGGGAAAGAAGGAUCAGCCUGUUGAAUCGACCACGCCUCCUGCUGCUGGGAAGAAGGGAAAGAAGGAUCAGCCUGUUGAAUCGACCACGCCUCCUGCUGCUGGGAAGAAGGGAAAGAAGGAUCAGCCUGUUGAAUCGACCACGCCUCCUGCUGCUGGGAAGAAGGGAAAGAAGGAUCAGCCUGUUGAAUCGACCACGCCUCCUGCUGCUGGGAAGAAGGGAAAGAAGGAUCAGCCUGUUGAAUCGACCACGCCUCCUGCUGCUGGGAAGAAGGGAAAGAAGGAUCAGCCUGUUGAAUCGACCACGCCUCCUGCUGCUGGGAAGAAGGGAAAGAAGGAUCAGCCUGUUGAAUCGACCACGCCUCCUGCUGCUGGGAAGAAGGGAAAGAAGGAUCAGCCUGUUGAAUCGACAACGCCUCCUGCUGCUGGGAAGAAGGGAAAGAAGGAUCAGCCUGUUGAAUCGACCACGCCUCCUGCUGCUGGGAAGAAGGGAAAGAAGGGAAAGGAGCCGCCUGCUGAUGGUAGCCCUAGCCCACCCGCCCCUCCCACUGGGAAAAAAGGGAAACAUAAGGAUCAACCUGCAGAAGUAGCGAGCCCACCUGCGCCCCCUGCACCGACCAAAAAGAAAGGAAGCGGAGAGAGCAGCACGGGCAGUGGUGCUGCCGAAACUCCAGGGAAGACCGGGUCAUCGGGCAAGAAAAAGAAAACGAUUCCGCCGCCCCCUGCCCCUGAGGACAACACGAACAGCGGCAGCAGCAGUGGGGAGGAGGAAUCAGGAUCAAGUGCGGAUGGCACAACAGAGCAGCCAACGAAGAAGAGAAAGGGGCUGUUUGGGAGGAGGAAGAAAGAUAAGAGUGGGAACGGGAACGAGGACAGCGAUAACGGAGACAGCAGUGGCGAUGGAGCUGAUGAGCCAAGUGCUUCCGAUGGGGCGAAUGGAGGGAAUGGGACGGCCCCAGAGAAGGAAGGGAGGGCGAAAAAAAUUUUCAAGAAGCUGUUCGGAUGA